AUGAAGGCACUGAGUUCCACUGCUUUCGAUGGCAGUACUAGACCUGUAAAUGUUGAGUUGUGGUUAAUUCAGUUAGAGAAAUGUUUCCAGGCAGCUGGAUACCUGGAGGACCACAAGGUAAAGUUGGUAGUAUUUUUGCUACAGAAUCGAGUAGAGCAAUGGUGGAGAGUAAUGGACUCUCGAAGAAACAGAUUGGAAGAGAUGUCAUGGGAUAAGUUUAAACGAAUUUUUAAAGAUAAAUAUUAUCCAGUUUUAUACUGUGAGGCAAAAAUGAACGAGUUCCUGAAGCUCGUUCAAGGUAUUAUGACGGUUGCUGAGUAUGAGCAAAAUUAUACUGAGUUAUCCAGGUAUGCUUGUACUAUCAUAACUGAAGAGAAGAACAGAUGUAGAUCUUUUGAGAGUUUUUUUAGGAGGGCCAUACGGACUUCUGUUACUACUACAGCUAACUGGAUUCAUUUUCUUCAAUUAGUUGAGAUAGCUAUGCGAGUGGACGAGAGUUUGAUGGAGGACAGGUAG
Messenger RNA from Benincasa hispida (wax gourd), 516 nucleotides. RefSeq lists its product as uncharacterized. Lineage: Eukaryota; Viridiplantae; Streptophyta; Magnoliopsida; Cucurbitales; Cucurbitaceae. The record is from RefSeq and is a predicted model, not a curated record.